CGGCGUUGGGGGGAGGCUCCGCUUGCGAGGGAGGGAGGAGCCUGGAACCGGAGCCAGAGCCACCCGUCGCCGGAUCAACAAGACAGGACAGGUUGAGGGGCGUCGGGGAAGGAAGAGGGGGUGCCCUCGGCUGUCCCGGGAAGCCCUGUCGCAGGAAGCUUGAUGCGCCGGGACUUGUAGGCUGUUCACAUUUGGGGACUGGUGGUAACGUGGGUGCUCUUCUCUCGGGGGGCUGGUUGGAUUGGAGGGCGUGGGAUCUAAACAAGCACCAGCUGUCCCCGAGGAAAUUAAGGGGCAACCAGGGGGGAAAAAACGGAUGCUCCUUAUUUCGAGGUGACAGAGGCCCUCCAGACAACCAUCUACCUGGUGUAUCCGCUGGGAACGGUGCAUUUGGAGGUGACUUCAAAAGGAGUGGGGGGUAGCAAGGUGAGGAAGGGGACUCAGCAGCUGGGAACCAUGUACCUCCAGAAAUGAGGGUGACUUGGUGAAAAAAAGGAAUUGUCCAGAGACAGGGUUUGGGAACCCCUCAUCGCUGAGCGGGAGACAGCCUGGGUUUUCCCAGACAUAGUUUGGGGGGGACUUCACUGGAAAAAAGUGGGGGGACCCACUUAGAAGGUGGCAAAGACACCUGACAUUGGCAGUGCCCCAGUAGGGAUGAGUCAAAGCUAAGGACCCACACCCUUUAGAUUACAAGAGUGGAUGUGGCAAGAGUCCGGGUCCCCAAAAUAGAGUGGGAAGGUGCCCCGGGGGGUAUUGGAACCACAUCUUGGAAAUGUUGAGGGUCUUGACUUUGGGAUAAGGGAAGAGGGAAGAGGGACACUGGAGAACAGGGAAGGGGGUAGUUUUCAGUAGGAGGCAAAAGUCGAGGGUGAGGUCAGCAGAGAUACAUAGACCGCUGGGUCCAGUGGGGCUAGCACGGGGCUCAAGGGUGGGAGCUGGCGGCUGAGGGGCAGGAGGGCCUGGGGCUUAUCCUCAGGUCCAGUGGGUGGGGCGGUGAGUUGGGACCCCAGCGUCAAGAGCAUGCCCCGGUGAGCAGGCUGCGGGCGCCUGCCGGUUUGGGGGUGCCUCCUCCCGGGGCGCCAUGGCGGCACUGGCCAGUAGCCUGAUCCGGCAGAAGCGAGAGGUCCGCGAGCCCGGGGGCAGCCGGCCCGUGUCGGCGCAGCGGCGCGUGUGUCCCCGCGGCACCAAGUCCCUUUGCCAGAAGCAGCUCGUCAUCCUUCUGUCCAAGGUGCGACUGUGCGGGGGGCGGCCCUCGCGGCCGGACCGCGGCCCUGAGCCUCAGCUCAAAGGCAUCGUCACCAAAUUGUUCUGCCGCCAGGGUUUCUACCUCCAGGCGAAUCCUGACGGGAGCAUCCAGGGCACCCCGGAGGACACCAGCUCUUUCACCCACUUCAACCUGAUCCCCGUGGGGCUCCGUGUGGUCACCAUCCAGAGUGCCAUGCUGGGUCACUAUGUGGCCAUGAACGCUGAGGGGCUGCUCUACAGCUCGCCGCAUUUCACAGCCGAAUGUCGCUUUAAAGAAUGUGUCUUCGAGAAUUACUACGUCCUGUACGCCUCUGCUCUCUACCGCCAGCGCCGCUCUGGCCGGGCCUGGUACCUGGGCCUGGACAAAGAGGGCCGAGUCAUGAAGGGAAAUCGAGUCAAGAAGACCAAGGCAGCGGCCCACUUUGUGCCCAAGCUCCUGGAAGUGGCCAUGUACCGGGAGCCUUCUCUCCACAGUGUCCCUGAGACCUCCCCUUCCAGUCCCCCUGCCUCCUGAAAUGUAGUCCGUGGACUGGAGGCUCCCCGCACUGGCACUGAGCCGGCCAUGGCCACAGCCUGUCUCCCAGCCCUGCUCCCGGCCCUCACCCCUGCCGCCACACUCAUACCCUGAGCAGCCCAGGUCCCACCAGGUGCUCGAUCCUAAGGAAGCCAAGGGGCUCGCUGGGAUUCCCCAGGCUUCCCGCUCCUCGGACCUGGGAGUUCAGAGAGGGGGAGGCUGAAAAUGGUCCUGGCUGGUCCCUUCUUUCCUUCCACACUCACAGCCCCCCCAAAGCCUUUUCUCAAGAAGGCGCUGGGGUUCCCAAAGUGACAGAACCAGGACAUAAAACUCCCCACCCCGGGCUCAGCCAGUUACUGGAGCCCUCUGCCUUUUUCUUUGCCACUGAGCUAUAGAUUUAUAGGCCUACUGGAGCUCAGGAUUAGUUUCCUUUUUUCCCUACUCCACCUUCUGCGUUGUUCGGGACAGGUUCUGGAACAUCAGGCACCCUAGCCAGGGCCCUUUUUGCACUCAGGCUCUGGGCUGGAAGGCUGGCAUGCUGCAGGCUCGGUUCUGACUCCAUCAGGCUUCUGUCCUUGACCCAGAGGGACACCUGGUUUCCAAGUAGAGAGAGGCUGGGUUUGGGCCCUGUCCAGCUGCUGGCCUUGACCUGAACUAGGACCCAUCUCAGAACACCACAGUUUUAACUUUCUUAUCCCAAAGACACCCACUGCUAGAGCACGGUGUGGGGCCAUACUUUCUCCUGAAUCUCAGCUCUAGGACACAGACCAGGACUCAGCCCUUUCCUCCAGGAUGGAAGCCAGGCUGACUAGCCAUAUUAAUGGUCCUGUAGAGAAAGUUCUAGACCCACCCUCCUACCUUCUCUAGUAACGUGCUUUUUGGGGAAUCAAGAAACACGCCUUGUUUUUCCUAGGUUUUCUAAAAAUCUGAUUCUUCCUAUAGAAUGCUAACCUUAUUUAUAGCUGCAGUUUCUAGCCCCUGCAAUUCAGCUAAGGCCCUGUCGGGGGAAACGGGCUGAGGAAGGGCAAAGGAGUUUGGGCAGGAGUCCUUGGCUCUAGUAGGGAAGUUGGGAUGGGCAGGGCACGAAAACCAUGGCAUGUUUGGGCUGUGCUUGGGUUGGGGGUGGGGGGGACAUGAACACUUAGCUACCUCAGCAGGAAUUCCUUCUAGGUCCCCUUUAAAGCUGAGGUCUUUAGGGUAAUGAGUCUAGAAUAAAAAGGGUAAGAGGAGGGACACAGCCUUGAUCACCCAGUGCAGAGACCCCAAUUCAGCAGUAAGUUCCAGCCCACUCCUCUAUAAAUCCGGCCAAGGAGGGCGAGGGCCUCUUGGGGCUCUAGACCUCAUUACCCCCAGAGCUUCUAACUGGAUAGAACUCGCUUAAGGUACAGCUUAUAACCUCAGCUAAGUUUUAGGUACCCAAAAAGGGCCUGACUAGAUUUUCCCAAAAAGCCUGGAGAGCUUGGGGCAGGCCUGAAAAAAAAGAUCAGGAACCCACCAGUGACUAGGAGGGACGCUCCACCGUAGCCUCAGACCCGGGCAGGGUAGAAGGAGAGGCCCCUAAAGGGAGGGGCUGCGGCUCAGAGGCUGGUCACUUUUCCUCAGGCUCUUUCUACUUCUGGCUCCUUGCAAGAGGGGCACAUAUUCCCCUCACCCACACAGACCCCGCUCAGGCUCGACCCGUCUCCUGGCUCCGCUCCCAGGAGACAGGGUCUCCACUUCAUGCUUUCUCAAUUAAAGACGAUUUAUACAACGAUG
Molecule: messenger RNA, 3514 nt
Organism: Suricata suricatta (meerkat)
Lineage: Eukaryota; Metazoa; Chordata; Mammalia; Carnivora; Herpestidae
Gene: FGF11
Product: fibroblast growth factor 11
Exons: 5
Coding region: 1082-1759 (225 amino acids)
Biological process (GO): fibroblast growth factor receptor signaling pathway; cell differentiation; positive regulation of protein phosphorylation
Cellular component (GO): cytoplasm
Molecular function (GO): fibroblast growth factor receptor binding; growth factor activity
Source: RefSeq, a predicted model, not a curated record